CCCCGCCAGGGCUAAGCCUACGGGUUGCUGGAAAGGCGGGGACUCCGCUCUCUUCAUCAACCUUCCAAGGGUGGUGAGAGUCCCCACCUCGGCCCCUGGAGGGACCGGUAGGACAGACCUAGAGCGACAGGAACCAGCAGGCACGUGCUGGGGCGGGUGCCUAGGUCUCUUCGCCUCCAGCCGGGACGCGCCCCGGCGCCGCCGAUGCCCAGCUGAGUCACAGGCCGGGCAGGGCGCGUGUGGGAAGGGGCGGAGCAGUCCGAGGGCGCUCGGCAGGGGUUCGGCCCGCGGGCCGCAGGUGACCCGGACGGCCUCGCCGCCGGCAGCUCCGGAGCCCUGGGUGACCUGGUGCAGAGCCAGAAGCGGGGCGGCCGCUGACUCGUCGGAGAAGGGCGGAGCGCGCGGGUGGUCCCGGCCCUCUGACUUCGCCGUCGCGCGCUCCGGGCACCUCAAGGAUGUUUAUGGAGAGAAACCAGACCAUUUAGCAGAGCGCCUGGCAUGUGAUCAACUUCUCACCAUGAAGGCUCCCACCGUGCUGGCAUGUGGCGUUCUGGUGCUGCUGUUGACCUUGGUGCAGAGGAGCCACGGCGAGUGCAAGGAGGCCCUAGCGAAGUCCGAGAUGAACCUAAACAUUAAGUAUCAGCUUCCCAACUUCACCGCAGAGACCCCCAUCCAGCAUGCCGUUCUAUACGGCCAUCAUAUUUACCUCGGAGCCACAAACCACAUUUAUGUUUUAGAUGAUGAAGACCUCCAGAAGGUGUCCGAGUACAAGACUGGGCCCGUGCUGGAACACCCAGACUGCUCUCCCUGUCAGGACUGCAGCAGCAAGGCCAAUUCAUCAGGGGGUGUCUGGAAGGACAACAUCAACAUGGCGCUGCUUGUUGACACCUACUAUGACGAUCAGCUCAUCAGCUGUGGCAGCGUCAGCCGAGGGACCUGCCAGCGGCACGUCCUUCCGCCCGACGAUGCUGCUGACAUCCAGGCCGAGGUUCACUGCAUGUUCUCCCCACAGGUAGAUGAAGAGUCGAGCCGGUGUCCUGACUGUGUAGUGAGUGCUCUGGGAGCCAAAGUCCUCCUGUCUGUAAAGGACCGUUUCAUCAAUUUCUUUGUGGGGAACACAAUCAAUUCUUCCUACCUGCCUGAUGGAUCGUUGCAUUCGAUAUCAGUAAGACGGCUGAAGGAAACGCAAGAUGGUUUCAAGUUUCUGACAGACCAGUCUUAUAUUGAUGUCUUACCUGAAUUUCGAGAUUCCUACCCCAUAAAGUACAUACAUGCCUUUGAAAGCGACCAUUUUAUUUACUUCUUGACUGUUCAAAAGGAAACCCUAGAUGCUCAGACGUUUCAUACGAGAAUAAUCAGGUUCUGUUCUGCAGACUCUGGGCUGCACUCCUACAUGGAAAUGCCUCUGGAGUGUAUUCUGACAGAAAAAAGAAGGAAGAGAUCCACGAGGAAUGAAGUGUUUAAUAUCCUCCAAGCUGCGUAUGUCAGUAAGCCCGGGCCCACCCUCGCUAAGCAAAUAGGAGCCAGCCCAAAUGAUGACAUUCUCUAUGGGGUGUUCGCACAAAGCAAGCCCGAUUCCACUGAACCCGUGAAUCGAUCGGCAGUCUGUGCAUUCCCCAUCAAAUAUGUCAAUGAGUUCUUCAACAAGAUUGUCAACAAAAACAACGUGAGGUGUCUUCAGCAUUUUUAUGGACCCAACCAUGAGCACUGUUUCAAUAGGACCCUGCUGAGAAAUUCAUCAGGCUGUGAAGUGCGCAGCAAUGAGUACCGGACGGAGUUUACCACGGCUUUGCAGCGUGUUGACUUAUUUGCCGGCCGGUUCAACCGAGUGCUCUUAACAUCCAUAUCCACCUUCAUCAAAGAUGACCUCACCAUAGCCAAUCUAGGGACAGCAGAAGGUCGCUUCAUCCAGGCCGUGCUCUCUCGAACCAUCGUCUCUUUCACUCCUCAUGUGAACUUCCUCCUGGAUUCCCAUCCGGUGUCUCCACAAGUUAUUGUGGAGCAUCCAUCAAACCAAGAUGGCUACACGUUGGUUAUCACAGGGAAGAAGAUCACCAAGAUUCCACUGAAUGGCUUGGGCUGUGGACAUUUCCAGUCCUGCAGUCAGUGUCUUUCAGCCCCUUCCUUUGUCCAGUGUGGGUGGUGCCACGAUCAAUGUGUGAAUUCCGAUGAAUGUCCCAACGGCACAUGGACCCAAGAGAUCUGCCUGCCAACAAUUUAUAAGGUGUUCCCGACUAGUGCGCCCCUUGAAGGAGGAACAAUGCUGACCAUAUGUGGCUGGGACUUUGGAUUCAAGAAGAAUAGUAAAUUUGAUUUAAGGAAAACCAAAGUUCUGCUUGGCAAUGAGAGCUGUACCUUGACCUUAAGUGAGAGCACGGCAAAUACGUUGAAGUGCACAGUUGGCCCUGCGAUGAGUGAGCACUUCAAUGUGUCUGUAAUCAUCUCAAACAGCCGAGAGACAACACAGUACAGGGCCUUUUCCUAUGUAGAUCCCGUAAUAACAAGUAUUUCUCCAAGUUAUGGCCCUCAGGCUGGAGGCACUUUACUCACCUUAACUGGAAAAUACCUAAACAGUGGGAAUUCUAGACACAUUUCAAUUGGUGGGAAAACAUGUACUUUAAAAAGUGUAUCAGAUGAUAUUCUUGAAUGCUAUACCCCCGCCCAAUCCAUCUCUGCUGAGUUCCCCGUGAAGUUGAAAAUUGACCUAGCUAACCGAGAGACAAGCAGCUUCCAUUACCGAGAAGACCCUAUUGUCUAUGAGAUCCACCCGACCAGAUCUUUUAUUAGUGGCGGGAGCACAAUAACGGGCAUUGGAAAAAACCUGAAUUCAGUUAGCAUCCCAAAGCUGGCAAUAAGUGUGCAUGACGUGGGAAUGAACUACACGGUGGCUUGUGAGCAUCGCUCUAAUUCAGAGAUCAUCUGCUGCACCACUCCUUCACUGGAACAGCUGGGCCUGCAACUCCCCCUGAAGACCAAAGCCUCCUUCCUGUUAGACGGGGUCUUUUCCAAACACUUUGAUCUCACUUAUGUGCAUAAUCCUAUGUUUAAGCCUUUUGAAAAGCCAGUGGUGAUCUCAAUGGGCAAUGAAAAUGUACUAGAAAUUAAGGGAAAUUAUAUUGACCCUGAAGCAGUUCAAGGUGAAGUGUUAAAAGUUGGCAAUAAGAGCUGUGAGAACAUACACUGGCAUUCUGAAGCUGUUUUAUGUACAGUCCCAAAUGACCUGUUGAAACUGAACAGUGAGCUAAAUAUAGAGUGGAAGCAAGCAGUCUCUUCAACUGUCCUUGGAAAAGUGAUUGUUCAACCAGAUCAGAAUUUCACAGGAUUAAUCAUUGGUGUGGUCUCAGUAUCAGUAAUAGUUUUGUUAUUAUCUGGGCUCUUCCUGUGGCUGAUAAAAAGAAAAAAUAAAGAUCUGGGCAGUGAAUUAGUUCGCUAUGACGCAAGAGUACACACUCCUCAUUUGGAUAGGCUUGUAAGUGCCCGAAGUGUAAGUCCAACUACAGAGAUGGUUUCAAAUGAGUCCGUAGACUACAGAGCUACUUUUCCAGAAGACCAGUUUCCCAACUCCUCCCAGAAUGGAACGUGUAGACAAGUGCAAUAUCCUCUGUCAGAUCUGUCCCCCAUCCUAACUAGUGGAGACUCUGAUAUAUCCAGCCCAUUACUACAAAAUAGUGUUCACAUUGACCUCAGCGCUCUAAAUCCAGAGCUGGUCCAAGCAGUUCAGCAUGUCGUGAUUGGACCCAGUAGCCUGAUUGUGCAUUUCAAUGAAGUCAUAGGAAGAGGGCAUUUUGGCUGUGUCUAUCACGGGACUUUGUUGGACAGUGACGGCAAGAAAACUCACUGUGCCGUGAAGUCCUUGAACCGAAUCACGGAUAUAGAAGAAGUCUCCCAGUUUCUGACUGAGGGGAUCAUCAUGAAGGAUUUCAGUCACCCCAAUGUUCUCUCACUCUUGGGGAUCUGCCUGCGGAGUGAAGGGUCCCCUCUGGUGGUUCUGCCUUAUAUGAAACAUGGAGAUCUUCGCAACUUCAUUCGAAAUGAGACGCAUAACCCAACUGUAAAAGAUCUUAUAGGAUUUGGCCUUCAAGUAGCCAAAGGCAUGAAAUAUCUUGCCAGCAAAAAGUUUGUCCACAGAGACUUAGCUGCAAGAAACUGCAUGUUGGAUGAAAAAUUCACUGUCAAGGUUGCUGACUUCGGUCUUGCCAGAGACAUGUAUGAUAAAGAAUACUAUAGUGUCCACAACAAAACGGGCGCGAAGUUGCCGGUAAAGUGGAUGGCUCUGGAGAGUCUGCAGACACAGAAGUUCACCACCAAGUCAGACGUGUGGUCUUUUGGUGUGCUUCUCUGGGAGCUCAUGACGAGAGGAGCCCCUCCUUAUCCUGAUGUGAACACAUUUGAUAUCACCAUCUACUUGUUGCAAGGCAGAAGACUCUUGCAACCAGAAUACUGCCCGGACGCCUUGUAUGAAGUGAUGCUAAAAUGCUGGCAUCCCAAAGCUGAAAUGCGCCCGUCCUUUUCCGAACUGGUCUCCAGGAUAUCUUCAAUCUUCUCCACUUUCCUCGGGGAGCAUUAUGUCCACGUGAACGCUACUUAUGUGAACGUAAAAUCUGUUGCUCCGUAUCCUUCUCUGUUGCCAUCCCAAGACAACGUUGAUGAGGAUGUGAACACAUGAUGGACAGGAGGCCCACCAGCCCCCUUCCAAGAAACAGUAUUGGCCCAAACAACAGUCUAUAUACCUUCUCCCAACAGUUCUCACUGCCUGGCCUUUGAAAGGUCACCCAACAUUUCUGUUGUUAUUGUUUUGUUUUUGGGUUUUGGUGUUUGCUUUUGCCAAAACUACACCACUAUACCACACUAACUUGCUACUUUCAUUCCUGGAUUCUGAGGAAUUUCUCAUCUGACAAUGCAUCAGGAACAGCAGCAUGAUCCCCACAGGCUGGGGGCCAAUGGCAGCCUGCAGCUAUUACAACACUCCUGUCUCAUUAGAGUCCACAAUCUCAGUUCUGGGUUGAAGUUUUUUUUUUU
Messenger RNA from Acomys russatus (golden spiny mouse), 5019 nucleotides. It is a transcript of the gene Met, whose product is annotated as MET proto-oncogene, receptor tyrosine kinase. The transcript has 22 exons. Bases 518 to 4666 code for a protein of 1382 amino acids. The record is from RefSeq and is a predicted model, not a curated record. NCBI's taxonomy places the organism in Eukaryota, Metazoa, Chordata, Mammalia, Rodentia, Muridae. Gene Ontology annotation, cellular component: membrane; semaphorin receptor complex. Gene Ontology annotation, molecular function: transmembrane receptor protein tyrosine kinase activity; ATP binding; protein binding. Gene Ontology annotation, biological process: regulation of GTPase activity; cell surface receptor protein tyrosine kinase signaling pathway; positive regulation of axonogenesis.